Molecule: messenger RNA, 1609 nt
Organism: Castor canadensis (American beaver)
Lineage: Eukaryota; Metazoa; Chordata; Mammalia; Rodentia; Castoridae
Gene: Hibadh
Product: 3-hydroxyisobutyrate dehydrogenase
Biological process (GO): L-valine catabolic process
Cellular component (GO): mitochondrion
Molecular function (GO): 3-hydroxyisobutyrate dehydrogenase activity; NADP binding; NAD binding
Source: RefSeq, a predicted model, not a curated record
UGUGUUCUAGGUCAAUGGCUUCUAAGACUCCAGUUGGAUUCAUUGGACUGGGCAACAUGGGGAAUCCAAUGGCAAAAAAUCUCAUGAAACAUGGCUAUCCACUCGUUAUUUAUGAUGUGUUUCCUGAUGCAUGCAAAGAGUUUCAAGAGGCAGGUGAACAGGUAGUAUCUUCCCCAGCAGAUGUAGCCGAAAAGGCUGACAGAAUUAUUACAAUGCUGCCCACCAGUAUCAAUACAGUAGAAGUUUAUUCGGGAGCAAAUGGAAUUCUGAAAAAAGUGAAGAAAGGCUCAUUAUUAAUAGAUUCCAGUACUAUUGAUCCUGCAGUUUCAAAAGAAUUGUCAAAAGAAGUUGAGAAAAUGGGAGCGGUUUUCAUGGAUGCCCCUGUUUCUGGUGGUGUAGGAGCUGCUCGGUCUGGGAACCUCACAUUUAUGGUGGGAGGAGUCGAAGAUGAAUUUGCUGCUGCCCAAGAGUUGCUGGGAUGCAUGGGCGCCAAUGUGGUGUAUUGUGGAGCUGUUGGGACUGGGCAGGCUGCAAAGAUCUGCAACAACAUGCUGUUAGCUAUUAGUAUGAUUGGGACCGCAGAAGCUAUGAAUCUUGGAAUCAGGCUAGGGCUUGACCCAAAACUAUUGGCUAAAAUCCUAAAUAUGAGCUCAGGACGGUGUUGGUCAAGUGAUACUUAUAAUCCUGUACCAGGAGUGAUGGAUGGAGUUCCUUCAGCUAAUAACUAUGAGGGAGGAUUUGGAGCAACACUCAUGGCUAAGGAUCUGGGAUUGGCACAAGACUCUGCUACCAGCACAAAGAGCCCAGUCCUUCUGGGCAGCCUGGCCCAUCAGAUCUACAGGAUGAUGUGUGCAAAGGGCUACUCAAAGAAAGACUUCUCAGCGGUGUUCCAGUUUCUUCGAGAGGAGGAGACCUUCUGAGUGCCCUUUGGCUAUGGACACUGUUAGGAACCAAACUCUGUCUUGGAACUUAAAUGAGUUUAAUCAAAGGUCAUUUGGCUGUUUUUGAUUAUCUACAUUACAGUAAUCCCUAUGAUUUUUCACCCAUUUUUAACUGCUUCUUCUCAUCUUUUUAGCAAACUUAUUACCUGAAUUUUUUUUUUCCCUGCAAGCCACUGAUGGUUUCUGCUAACUAGCUGAGUUGACCUUUUUAAAAAGUUUGAUCCCUGAGCAUCUUCAACUAAAUCCUUGAAUACUUCAAUCAGGAGUGUAAUCACUUUGCAAAUAAACCAAAUAUUUUGUCAACAGAAGGAAACCCAUGUUAAAGAAAAGAAAUUGGAUAUGGAGAGGAACUAGAGAAGUAUAGUAAAUUACUACUGGUAUCCUGCAGAAAGUUUGUUCAGUUAACAAAGUGGUGGUAUAUUUGUGUUCUUAAGUCCACGGACUUAUUUUCUGGGGAGCUGAUGGAGCUUGUUUUUGCAUGUUUUAUAGUUUGAACUCUGUUACAGUGUCUCGGUAUUUAGCAGACUUGUUCCUAUACUUUUUGCUUCCUUGUACAUUAUUGCUACCUAUUUUCUGACUUCAAAAGUAUAACAUCUUUAGACUUUCAGAGCCAAUGAUGAUAUUUCCUUUAGAUAAUUAUUACAUUAUUCUAAAUAUAACCACAUUAU